Messenger RNA from Cylas formicarius (sweet potato weevil), 1099 nucleotides. RefSeq names its product serine/threonine-protein kinase mos. The coding region runs from base 22 to 1032 and encodes 336 amino acids. Gene Ontology annotation, biological process: autophagy; peptidyl-serine phosphorylation. Gene Ontology annotation, cellular component: cytoplasm. The transcript has 5 exons. The record is from RefSeq and is a predicted model, not a curated record. Gene Ontology annotation, molecular function: protein serine/threonine kinase activity; ATP binding. Lineage: Eukaryota; Metazoa; Arthropoda; Insecta; Coleoptera; Brentidae.
AGAGCAUCGGUUUCGUGCACAAUGGGGACGCCGUUAAGGAAUAUAGCAGCAAAAUUUUUUUCCCCAAAAGUUUUGAGUCCGCGGGGAUCGGGAAGCCUGAGGCAAUCCACCGCGAAUGAGGUAACAGGGGUCGUCAGGAAGCUACAUUUUUCGGAAAAGAGCCGCGACGGCAACACAAAAAGCCCGUUAAUACCACAAAUCACCAUAGAUGGUGCGGAUUAUAACUCAAAAAGUGUCGAAUUAAAUACACCCAAUAAAUCAAACUUGCUGACCACCGGACUCGAUCAUUUUAGGAAUGCCGCCAUUCUAGGACGCGGACAGUACGGUACGGUAUUCAAAGGAGAGCACAAGGGCAAAAUGGUGGCGGUGAAACUGAUAAGGUUUUCAAACAACAUAGGGGACGAAAACGCAGUGAAACUGGACCACGAAAACGUAGUUCGAAUUCUGGAUAUCGUCAAAAGUCCAGGCCAAAAUUUUUGUCUAGUCAUCAUGGACUUUAUCGCAAAGGGCAGAGAUUUGCAGCACGUGUUGGAAGAGGGGGAAGAUGUGGACUCGGGGGUAACGAAAAAAUUCGUGGUUGGUAUAACGUCGGGCGUGAAAUACUGCCACGAAAACGGAGUUUUGCAUUUGGAUUUAAAACCGAAAAAUAUCCUGGUCGACGCGCGAAACGUAUGUAAAAUUUGCGAUUUCGGCAACUCGGUCAAAAUCGGAGAAACUUUGGAAAGAUUCAACCAUAAGGGCACUAUUGUUUAUACGGCGCCGGAAAUUUUACUUGGCAGAUUACCAUCGACGAAGAGCGAUGUCUACUCACUCGGGUUGAUUCUGUGGCAGAUAAAGUACCGCAAAAAUCCGUUCGACGGAGUAGACAAUAACCAAACGAUAAUUUAUAACGUCGUCAAGAGCCUUAUGAAGCCCUUCGAAAAUGCGAAAUGCGCCGACGUAGUGUCGGAUAUCUUGAUGAAAUGUUGGAACACCGAUCCCAACGAUCGACCCACCACUGUCGAAAUUUUGAAUUACCUGGAAAAAUUUUGACUUUAAUGGUGUUCCAUGUUUUUUUAUUAUUUCGAUUGUUGUUUGUUUUUAUUUUGUUAUUUUUUCA